Messenger RNA from Didymodactylos carnosus, 1524 nucleotides. The record is from the annotation of a GenBank genome assembly. NCBI's taxonomy places the organism in Eukaryota, Metazoa, Rotifera, Eurotatoria, Philodinida, Philodinidae.
AUGUCUAAAAAAGGGUCUAAAAAACAUGUCCUUGACGAGUAUCCGGAAAAACAUAAUACACGCUAUUUCGAUAUUAAAAACGAACCAAUUACUCUCACAUCACCAGUUGAAGGUUAUCAACAUCUUCCAUUACAAUCUCUCGAAAUUGCUUGUCAAUCUAUUGAACAUUUGAUUCCUGACAUUCAACGUCGGGUAUGGAUUGCAAAAGAAAAUUGCUGUGACAGAGAGACUUCUUCUGAUCUUAGCCAAGAUGAACAGGGAGCAAUUCGGUUGUACACUAUGGAAUGGGAGCCUAAUGAUCAAUGCUUAUAUGCCCUACUCAAUAACACAUUGCGAAUAGAAGAUCGACAAAAACUGAAACCAUGGUUUUCUUAUCUAAAACUGAUUCUGACGGCACUCUUCAAGUUACCUUCAGUUCAUGCAACUGUAUGGCGUGGAGUCAAGGCGGAUUUAAGUAAUGAAUACGUGAAAGAUCAUAUUUACACAUGGUAUGGUUUCAGUUCUACAACAGAAUCAUUAAGUGUGUUAGAAUCAGAACAAUUUCUCGGUAAAUCAGGUAUUCGUACAUUAUUCAGUAUUGAAUGUAAGAACGGUAAAAUAAUCAAACCCUAUUCUCAUUUCAAGGCCGAAGAUGAGAUUCUUCUUUUACCUGCUACCCAGUUUCAAGUAAUUAGUAAAACUGGCUUGGGUAAUGAUUUAAACAUUAUACAUCUCAAAGAGGUGAAACCAAAGUAUUCAUUACUGGAAUCACCAUUUGAUAAGCUAAGAGACUCAAAAGCUAAGGGAGGCAAAACUGAACAAAAACAAAAGUCACUUAGGACAAUAUCUGAUGUGAUAAACAAUGAAAGUCAGUCCUAUCAAAAUAACCAGCUAAAAGAAUAUCUAAUUGAAAAUAGAACUAACACGCGAAUUAAUUUGAGCGGUAAACAACUAACCGACAAUGAUAUGAAAAUUGUUGCAAAUGAACUUCAACAGAACGAAGCUUGUAUUCAAUUGAAUUUGAAUAAAAAUAACAGUAAAAUAACAAUAAUUGGUCUACAAUAUUUGUUUGAUACUUUAAAAUCCAAUACAGUUUUGCAAGAACUUUGGCUUGCUCACAAUAAUUUGUCGGAUCAAGGUGCAAAGAGUAUUGCUCAACUGUUAAGCAAACCCAAUUGUGCUAUCACAGUACUUGAUUUUAGUGGAAAUCUUGUGACCGAUGAAGGUGUCAAAAGCUUAUCGGGAAUGUUGAGAAUGAAUCAAACACUCAUAUCUUUGCAUCUGGAUGACAAUAAAAUAACUGAUAGAGGAAUGAAAUUAUUAACAAAUGCUCUGAAAACAAAUUCUACUAGUCGUUUAGAACUUUUAUGGUUACAAAGAAAUGAAAUAUCAGACAACAGCAUUGAUUCAAUCAUCGAAGUGAUGGGGAAGAAUGGCACCAAUAAUUCGUUGUGGAGUCUAAAUCUCUCUGGAAAUCCAAUAUCAUCAAAUGCACAACGAAAAAUUCAACAACAAACAAGAACGAAGGGAAAUAUCACAUUUUAG